Molecule: messenger RNA, 1613 nt
Organism: Onychostoma macrolepis
Lineage: Eukaryota; Metazoa; Chordata; Actinopteri; Cypriniformes; Cyprinidae
Exons: 12
Coding region: 387-1613 (408 amino acids)
Molecular function (GO): ubiquitin-protein transferase activity
Source: RefSeq, a predicted model, not a curated record
GUCUCGAACAGUGGCAAAAAUGUCCUUUUUUUAGUGCCCCUUCAGGAGGAGAUGGACACUCAGCCUCUUCCCUACAAUUCAGCCGAAUUUGCAAAGAUGCCAAAGGUUCCCUGUGUCACCUGCAACACCACCAUGCCACUGCAAAUGUUGGCUUUGCAUGCCGAGGAGUGCAAACUAAAUUCCAAUGAGAAUAUUGAUCUAGUCAUUGUGGAGGAUACAGAUUUAGAGGAUCAGGUCACAAAUAUUGAUGCAGGUGCCAGAGAUGUUUCUGAAGACAGCCUUGCGGUGUGCCCUAUAUGCCAAAAGGAGUUGCCAUUGUCUGUAUUACCUUAUCAUGGCAGUUUAUGUGCUGAGAGAUCAUUCAGUACAAGGGUUUUGAAGAUGACAUGGAGCAGCCAGGGCCAUCAUCUGGAGCUCAUUCAUCUCGUAUUUCAGGACCAGCAACAGAAGAAUGGAAAACAGUGGAAAACCCUCAGGAGGCUGUACAGCUCUUCUUUGAGCAUUUGCGUGAAGGAGGUAAAAGGCAGCCAACCCUUUUUCUGUCACUGGAUUCCAGGGAUACUGAUGAGGAACGGGACAGGUCCCUCAUUUUAUUUUACAAACAACAACGUGAAAAGAACCAGUGGGCUGCUCCAUUUAACUGUCACAUUCAAGGAGAUGCUGCAAUUGGCAUUGGAGUGACUAGACAUAUCCUGUCAACAACCAUUGCUAAAUUAAAGCAUGGAUUUAAACUGAACUAUGGAAAUGCAGCAGAGACCACUCUGUUUGAGGGGGAAAUAGACCACCUUUUGCCUACUGCAUCAGCUGUACUUGUUGAGAGUGAACUUUUUGUGAUGGCUGGAAGAAUGAUUGGCCACUCAUUAAUCAAUCAAGGUCCUGCUUUGUUAGGCCUAAGCCUGGCAAUAGUACAUUCUUUGACAGGGGGCACAAAGGACACAGCCACCACAAAUCUCUGUUUAGAGGACUGCCCAGACAUUGAACAAAGGGAGACGAUUCGUCUACUGCUGAAAGAUGAAUGGACUGAGGAUGAGACCUCACAAGUUUCCAACCUUUGUUUGGACUUUUACUUUGCUGUACCAAACAAGAGGAGCAACAAGAUGCUGCUCUUCCAACAGCUUCUCACUCAUGCUGUCCUUGGCCGAGCCGGUGCUCAACUAAAACAAUUAAAAAAGGGAUUGAAGGACACUGGUGUCUGGCCACUAAUCAGCUGUAGACCAGAUGUGUUACCCCUGCUGUUCCCAAGAGAAAGUGAAGUUGAAAUCACACCUGAGAUGAUCCUGCAAGCCAUCCAGUGGCCCCAAACACAGCAUACAGAAGACAGCGAAGACAGUGAUGCUGACGACAUACAGCCUGAGAAUCUUAAUCUUGUUACAGGCCUUUUGAGAACCUUUGUUGAACAUGCAUCACCCAGCAACCUGAGGAAACUUCUCAAAUUCUGGGUUGGAUGGGAAGUAGUGCCACGCACCCUCAAGCUGGAAGUUGUUCAGUCCAGUGGACCAAACCAAUUGCCAAAGGCAUACACUUGUCAAGAGCGCAUUCGCCUGCCAGAUCACUAUACCUCCCUCUCAGCUCUCACCCUCAUGUUCCAAACCUGCGAUGACCUUGCGCCUUAA